AUGGGUGGUCCAGUCCGGCCAUUGUCCAGCAAAGACUUGGUCCCCUCUCACACUUUUGUGGUUGACGAUGCGGGAGCGGAGGAUGCCGAACUUGUCAGGCAGCCCGCACACCAGUCUCUCUGGGCCACGACGCUGUUAAUCACCACUCUCUGUGGCGUCACGUUUGCGAGUAGCAUAACAACAGGUCUCCUCGCCGUUGCGACCCCUACCAUAGCUAAGGAAUUAAACAUGCCAAUAUAUAGGCUAGCAAAGCCUGCUUCGAUAUACGGUCUUACAUGUGGCUGCUCCCUCCUCAUCGCAGGGUCGGUCGCAGACAUUGUCGGGAGCCGCUACGUCUACAUCGCCGGCUGCCUUCUCCUGACGGGCUUCAUACUCGGCAGCGGUCUGGCACAAAACUCCACCCAACUCAUCGCCUUCAGGGCCGGCCAAGGCGUAGCUGCUUCCAUGUGCCUGCCGACAGCCAUCAGCCUGCUGGCCUCAUCUCUGCCCGUUGGCAAGCGCCGUAACGUUGGGUUUGCCUUCGCCGGUGCAAGUCAACCGAUAGGUUACUCGAUUGGCCUGUUCGUCGGAGGCUUCUUUGUCGACUCCGUCGGCUGGAGGUACGGUUGGUACAUGAGUGCCAUCGCAUCCUUUAUCGUAUUUCUGGCCGCCAUUUUUGGCAUUCCAAAACAAGUUCGAGGCUCUUCACCAAGCUCCACUCGGAAACGCCUCGUUUAUGACAUCGACUGGGUGGGUGCCAUCCUAGCAAGCGCGUGCUUAGGCAUGCUAUCGUAUGUUUUGGCGGUCGUAUCGGACGACAGCCAACGCAUCCAUGAUGCCACGCAAAUUGUCUUGCUCAGUAUUGCCGGAGCCUGCUUACCGUCGUUCGUCUUUUGGGUACAGCGCCAAGAGCAGCGUGGUAAACCAGCUUUGAUUCCAAAUUCACUAUGGAAGGAGCUGGCCUUCUCCUCCAUUUGCAUCAUGGUUUUCCUCACCUGGGCCAUCGUGCACAGUCUGGAGUACCUAUUCAGCCUCUUUUUCCAAGAGGUACAGGGAUUAUCCGCCGUGGAAACGUCUGUCCGCUUCAUUCCCAACGUCGUCAUUGGCAUUGUCCAGACGCUUGCCGUCGGCCUGGUCCUCCAUCGCAUAUCGGUGUAUUGGGUUGUUCUCAUAUCAUGCCUGCUAACUGCUUUGUCCCCGCUUUUGAUGGCUCUCAACGACCCGGAUUGGACCUACUGGUACGCUGGGUUCUGGGCUGUACUCUUGUCCCCCAUUUCAGGUGAUAUUUUGUUUGUUGUUUCGGCACUCAUUGUCACAAACAGCUUCCCCGACAGCACUCACGCUCUGGCUGGUGCCGUCUUCAACAUGCUCUCUCAGUUUGGUGCCUCGGUGGGCCUGGCUUCUGUUUCUCUCAUAUCCUCAACUGUGGCGAAACAAUCUCAUGCUCCAGCAGAUCUCCUUCAAGGGUAUCGUGCAUGCUUCUGGACUCUUCUUGGCGCUGCUAUCUUUACAUGCCUGGCAGGAGGCUUCGGACUUAGGAGAAUGUCUGAAAAGGGCAUGAAAAAGGAGUAA
This is a messenger RNA of Dothidotthia symphoricarpi CBS 119687, 1551 nucleotides long. RefSeq names its product MFS general substrate transporter. Lineage: Eukaryota; Fungi; Ascomycota; Dothideomycetes; Pleosporales; Dothidotthiaceae. The record is from RefSeq and is a predicted model, not a curated record. Gene Ontology annotation, biological process: transmembrane transport. Gene Ontology annotation, cellular component: membrane. The coding region runs from base 1 to 1551 and encodes 516 amino acids. The transcript has 6 exons. Gene Ontology annotation, molecular function: transmembrane transporter activity.